AUGACCGCCACGACAUGCUCAACGAAGUGGUUCUUCGCCCGCUCCACCCCGACCUGCGCAGCCAUCGUCCUCGGCCUGGACGCCGCGGGGAAGACCACCAUUCUAUACCGGCUUGUUCGUCCCAAUGAGACGGUGAUGACGAUCCCGACGAUCGGGUUCAACGUCGAGACCGUGUCGGUGAAUGGCGGCACCAUCACGCUCUGGGACAUCGGCGGGUGCGACCAGAUGCGGCCGUUGCGGCGGCACUAUUUUGGGGGCAUGCAGGGGAUUGUGUAUGUGGUUGAUUCGGCGGAUGCGGGGAGGGUGGAGGAGGCGGGGAGGGAGUUGGGGGGGCUGGCGAGGGAGGUUGGGGAGGGUGAGGGGAGUGUGCCGGUCGUUGUACUAGCAAACAAACAAGACCUCCCCACCGCGCUCUCCCUCACCGAGAUUCAAACCGCCCUCGCCCCGCACAUCCCCCCCAAAACCCUCUGGAAAGUCUUCCCCACAACCAGCACCUCCCCGCUCACCACGGACCUCGACGCCCCCUUCCACUGGCUCACCACCCUCAUCACCGCCACCUCCGCCUCGCCCACAACCCCUCCCCGGACGCUCCCGAACCAUCUGCAAACCCUUGCCGAGUGGUUAACCCGCACGGACGUCCCGGACGCCGUCUUUCUGACGCAACUGGAAACCUUCACACUCCCGAACUGGGACCACUACACGCAUCUCCGCAUCGCGUAUGUGUAUCUCACAACGUACGGGCGGCAGAAGGGGAAAGACAAGAUCUUUGCCUCGAUCGAGACCUUUAUCAAGAACAGUGGGAGGACCACCGCGAAGACGUUUAGCGUCACCGUCACGUAUUUCUGGCUGCAUAUGGUUGAUUGGGCGUUGAAGACUACACCCGGCGCGUCAACAUCCUUCCACGCCCUCCUAUCCCUCUGCCCGUACCUCGCGGACGGGUCGCUGCCGCUGACGUACUACACGAAGGAGAGACUGUAUGGGAGUGUGGAGUCGCGGACGGGGUUUGUGGUGCCGGAUGUGAGGCCUUUGCCCAACGUCGUUCUGAGUGCUAAGUAA
Fimicolochytrium jonesii is the source of this 1056-nucleotide messenger RNA. Its product is annotated as ADP-ribosylation factor. The record is from RefSeq and is a predicted model, not a curated record. The transcript has 4 exons. Gene Ontology annotation, molecular function: GTPase activity; GTP binding. Gene Ontology annotation, cellular component: cytoplasm. Gene Ontology annotation, biological process: vesicle-mediated transport; intracellular protein transport. Lineage: Eukaryota; Fungi; Chytridiomycota; Chytridiomycetes; Spizellomycetales; Powellomycetaceae. Bases 1 to 1056 code for a protein of 351 amino acids.